AUAGGUACCAGCUCGAGUGGGUCACGGGCGAUGAUGGCUACGUCCGUUGGAUGCUGGACAAGGCGCCAAUUUACGAAGUCCCGGCGUCAGCGCUCACGUCGCCACCCCAAGGCACGCCUCGCAACCCGAAGAAGCUCAUGAUUGAAGAGCCGAGCUACUUUAUCUUCAACGUGGCCAUGUCGGCGGCGUGGGGAACGACGCCCCCGAAUGUGUUUAUGGGCGGGUGUCGGGGCGACAAAAACUACCCCCAACCGGGCACUUUUGAGUACAACAUCACCAACAACAUUUGCGACUCGUUCCCGAUGUACAUGGCAGUUGAUUACAUUCGCGUGUGGCAAGACAGAAAGACCAUGAGUUACGGCUGCGACCCAGCAUCGCACCCAACAAAGGAGUUUAUCAAGGCGCAUAUCACCGAGUACACCAACGCACUGAACCCGGACAUCGCUGUUGCCGGCGGUGCAACGUGCAACUCGAACGACGACUGCACCGCCGAUGGCAGUGUUACGGGCAGAUGUGUCCACCUCCGGUGCCAGUGUGUCGGUCUCUGGACAGGGCCCCGGUGCACGAGGUACAACCGCAACGCCGUUUCCUAUGGGCCGUCGAUAGGUGUCGCGGGCGGCAUCUUUGCCGCCAUUCUUAUCGCGUGGUUCGCCGGUGCCAUUUGGCAGCUCCGUCGCAAACGGUCUCUACAACGACACGGCGAAGUACAGAUGCGGCAGGAGAAGAGUAACUCCAACACAAUCGUGGUCUAUUAGUCGAUAAACUAGUCAAGCGUUUGGACGCUGUACUCUCUUGCUAAACGUACAACGAUGGGAUGUCUGCCACGGGAA
This is a messenger RNA of Saprolegnia diclina VS20, 830 nucleotides long. RefSeq lists its product as hypothetical. The record is from RefSeq and is a predicted model, not a curated record. Bases 51 to 755 code for a protein of 234 amino acids. Gene Ontology annotation, molecular function: glucosidase activity. Gene Ontology annotation, biological process: (1->6)-beta-D-glucan biosynthetic process. NCBI's taxonomy places the organism in Eukaryota, Oomycota, Saprolegniomycetes, Saprolegniales, Saprolegniaceae. Gene Ontology annotation, cellular component: endoplasmic reticulum membrane; plasma membrane. The transcript has 4 exons.